This is a messenger RNA of Aplysia californica (California sea hare), 899 nucleotides long. RefSeq names its product dorsal-ventral patterning protein tolloid. NCBI's taxonomy places the organism in Eukaryota, Metazoa, Mollusca, Gastropoda, Aplysiida, Aplysiidae. Gene Ontology annotation, molecular function: serine-type endopeptidase activity. The record is from RefSeq and is a predicted model, not a curated record.
UAUAAUUCUGAAGCCUACAAGUGGAGAAGUCGCAGAUUUCUUACAGGGAUUAUCGAGAGGAUUAUGACGUGUCUUUCCGGACCAUGACACCAAUUAAUUAUUAUGGUCAGUUGACGUCGACGGCCGAUCAAUGGGAACUUAAGUUGACCUGUUCAUUUUUUGUGUGUGAAUGAAUACUUCAAAACCACUCUAAUGACAUUGACGCCGAUGUGAUUGAGACGGGUACUGCAGUGACCGUGAAAUGUCCCCCACCCCCACCAGGCCUCAGUCGCUCUGUGGUUUGGCUGUGGCGGUCAUUGCCUUUUUCUGCUUAACCAUCAUACUGCAAGUGGACAAUAGUCGCCACGCAAGGAAACCGCCUCGUUUUCCGUAUCUGGGACUUCGACCUGGAAGCAAGCAUCUUCUGCUACAAGGAUCUUUUCACUCUCCUUGACGGCUCCACGGGCUACGAGCUGGACCUGCUGUCCCUGUGUGGGGGCUUCACGUCCAGCAACUUGUACAAGACCUCGGGUGACGCGGCCACGGUAGAGCUGCGGGGAGUGAACCCAGGCGACGACCACAGGGGCUUCAACAUCAGCUUCUGGACAGAAUUCAAACUGGAUCUUCAGGAAAGAGAAGUCUCCUACGGAUUCACCAACUAUGUCCUGUGGGGUCUUAGUGCGGCCAUUUUCCUCUCCUUCGUCGUCGCGGUUGUUGUUCUUCUCAAGGUGCACUGGCAGCAGAUAGUUGACCUGUGUGCGUCGGAGGAUGACGAAGAGUGCGACAUAUUAGAGGUGAACCAGGAGAUGGAAAAAGAGGGAAAUGCUGGGGUGCAAAUAAUCAUAUCGCCGCCAAACGAUGAGCCUAUGGUUGAGGGAUGAAUAAAGUAAAUACAUUUUCUAAUAAAAUGGUAAUAAUAU